Messenger RNA from Pelecanus crispus (Dalmatian pelican), 2339 nucleotides. NCBI's taxonomy places the organism in Eukaryota, Metazoa, Chordata, Aves, Pelecaniformes, Pelecanidae. The record is from RefSeq and is a predicted model, not a curated record.
AUAUGUUAGGUCAAGAACGAAGCAUGACAUUGACAUGAGAAUAGGGAUACAUUCGGGAUCAGUUCUGUGUGGAGUGCUGGGCCUGCGAAAGUGGCAGUUUGAUGUCUGGUCAUGGGACGUGGAUAUUGCAAACAAACUCGAGUCAGGUGGAAUUCCUGGGAGAAUUCACAUCUCCAAAGCUACUCUGGACUGCCUGAACGGGGAUUAUAAAGUUGAAGAAGGGCAUGGCAAAGAGCGUAAUGAAUUCUUGAGGAAACAUAACAUUGAGACUUAUUUAAUCAAACAACCUGAGGAGAGUCUGUUGACUUUGCCUGAAGAUAUUGUGAAAGAGGCUGUCAGCUCCUCCGACAGGAGAAACAGUGGAGCAACAUUUACCGAAGGAUCCUGGAGCCCUGAACUUCCUUUUGAUAACAUAGUGGGAAAACAGAAUACUCUGGCUGCCCUAACAAGAAAUUCAAUAAAUCUGCUUCCAAACCAUCUUGCACAAGCUUUGCAUGUCCAGUCUGGGCCUGAGGAAAUUAACAAGCGAAUAGAGCACACCAUCGACUUACGGAGUGGCGAUAAAUUGAGAAGAGAGCAUAUCAAGCCUUUUUCACUGAUGUUUAAAGACUCCAGCCUGGAGCAUAAGUAUUCUCAAAUGCGGGAUGAAGUGUUCAAAUCAAACUUGGUGUGCGCAUUUAUUGUUCUUGUGUUUAUCACCGCUAUCCAAAGCUUACUUCCUUCUUCGAGGGUGAUACCAAUGGUCAUUCAGUUUUCUAUUCUGAUUAUGCUGCACUCUGCUCUUGUGCUAAUCACUACGGCAGAGGAUUACAAAUGUUUACCCUUAAUGCUCCGGAAAACUUGCUGCUGGAUUAAUGAGACCUACCUGGCCAGGAAUGUCAUUAUAUUUGCAUCCAUUCUGAUUAAUUUUCUUGGAGCCAUCAUCAAUAUUCUAUGGUGUGAUUUUGACAAACCAGUCACCCUGAAGAACCAGACGUUCAAUUCAUCUGCAUCUUUUACGGACAUCUGUUCCUAUCCUGAGUAUUUUGUCUUCACUGGUGUGCUGGCAAUGGUGACUUGUGCAGUCUUUCUUCGUCUCAACUCUGUCCUGAAGCUGGCAGUACUUCUCAUCAUGAUUGCGAUCUAUUCUCUGCUGACUGAGACCAUUUAUGCUUCCCUUUUCCUGCAAUAUGACAACUUUAACCACAAUGGAGACACAGACUUCCUGGGUACAAAAGAGGCAUCUUUACUACUGAUGGCAAUGUUCCUUUUAGCCGUAUUUUAUCAUGGUCAACAGCUUGAGUACACAGCAAGGCUGGAUUUUCUGUGGCGUGUUCAAGCAAAAGAAGAAAUCAAUGAAAUGAAGGAGUUAAGGGAGCACAAUGAAAAUAUGCUACGGAAUAUUUUACCCAGUCAUGUUGCCCGUCACUUCCUGGAGAAGGAUCGGGAUAAUGAAGAAUUAUACUCUCAGUCUUAUGAUGCUGUUGGUGUGAUGUUUGCUUCUAUUCCUGGAUUUGCUGACUUCUAUUCCCAGACUGAGAUGAAUAACCAAGGAGUAGAAUGCCUGCGCUUGCUGAAUGAAAUCAUUGCAGACUUUGAUGAGUUACUAGGUGAAGAGAGAUUUCAAGAUAUUGAAAAAAUUAAAACGAUUGGCAGCACAUACAUGGCCGUGUCAGGAUUAUCACCUGAAAAACAGCAAUGUGAAGACAAAUGGGGGCAUUUGUGUGCUCUGGCCGACUUCUCCAUAGCUCUGAAUGAAAGCAUACAGGAGAUCAACAAGCAUUCAUUUAACAACUUUGAACUCCGUAUUGGGAUUAGCCAUGGCUCUGUCGUAGCGGGAGUUAUCGGUGCUAAGAAACCCCAAUAUGAUAUCUGGGGCAAAACAGUUAAUUUAGCAAGUCGAAUGGACAGCACAGGUGUUAGUGACAGAAUACAAGUGCCUGAAGAAACGUAUCUGAUCCUGAAGGACCGGGGAUUUGCCUUUGACUACCGAGGAGAGAUUUAUGUCAAAGGUAUCAGUGAACAGGAAGGAAAAAUCAAAACAUAUUUUCUUCUAGGAAGAGUUCAACCAAAUCCUUUAAUCUUACAACCAAGAAAACUGACUGGACAGUAUUCAUUAGCAGCUGUUGUGUUAGGACUUGUACAGUCUCUUAACAGGCAAAAACAGAAGCAAAUCCUUAAUGAGAACAAUAACUCUGGAAUCAUAAAAGGACAUUACAACCGGAGGACUUUGCUCACUCCUGGUGGAUCUGAGGCAGCAGCCCAGGCAGAGGGGGCUGACAAAACUGAAUUGCCAUAAUCAGCAUUUUGUUUGUGUUCUUUUUUUUGUAUUUCUUUUAUAUAUAAAAAUAAAUAUACAA